AUUUUGGAAGAAGUUUUUAGUCUAUUAACGCGCUGGGGAGAGAGAGAGGGUUUCUUCACAAGGACAAGGCGAAUAAAUUCCAUGUCGUGUAUGGUCAUAUCCCAUGGAUUUAUUGGCGAGCCUUCUUAAUUGUCCCCACCUCUUCUUUUGCUUUGUUUAUGUCCCAAAGUUUGGCUUACAGAAAAUUAGAGAUGGCAACCCGACUCACGCGGUCGAGGAGGUCAGUAAUCGAGCAGCAGGAGCAACAAUCAAGGGCUAAGUGGACAGCAGGCAUCACAAAGAUAUUUGCGGAUCUGAUGGUUGACCAAGUUCAAAAGGGAAAUAGACUUAACAGUUAUUUCAGCAAGACUGCUUGGACGUUUAUGUGUGAUGAAUUCCAAAGAAAAACUGGCCUAAAAUGGGAGAAGGAGCGGUUAAAGAACAAAUAUGCUGUCUUAAGGAGACAGUUUGUUAUCGUGAAGUCCCUUCUUGAUCAAACUGACUUCUCUUGGGAUGAAUCUACCGGGAAUAUAAUUGCUACUGACGAAGUAUGGGCUGAAAACAUCAGGGAAGAUCCUGAUGUUGAGGCUAUAAAACGAGGCGGCUGCCCAGUUUACGAACAGCUAUGCCUCAUAUUCUCAGAGCCAGCAACCAAUGGGAAGCAUAACCAGUCGACUGAAGCUGAGGGUGGGAAUCCUUCCUCAUUUUCUUGCAUGGAGCCUGUAAAUCGAUUCCAAGAAGAAUCCUCUUCGGAAUCUGAGGAAAUGGAGGACAUUGUGGAGAAUCAAGACACAAUUGAUCCUAUUGCACCUACAACUUCCAACCGCAAGAGAGGUAGGAAGGGGAUUGAUGAAGUCAUUGCAGGAGCAAUUCUGGAGAUGGCCUCUGCAUCAAAGCAAUGGACAACUGCUGUAAAGCAAAUAAACGCCAGGUACAGUAUAGCUGAUUGUAUCAAGGAAUUGGACAAGAUGCAAGAUGUGGACGAAGUAGUCUAUCUAGCUGCAGUUGAUUUGUUUGACAGCCGUGAUGCAAGGGAGAUUUUCUCGUCUCUGAAAGGUGACAAGCGCUUGAUUUGGUUGCGCUGCAAGUGUGGCGCUCCAACCAGCUCCCUAGAUAGUUGAUUGGAAUUGUCUAUCUUUGACUUGUAUAUGUUCUUGCCAGCUUAGUGUAAGUAGCUUGUUGACUUUCAAGUAUUGUUCAUGUAUUUCUUC
Molecule: messenger RNA, 1190 nt
Organism: Tripterygium wilfordii
Lineage: Eukaryota; Viridiplantae; Streptophyta; Magnoliopsida; Celastrales; Celastraceae
Product: L10-interacting MYB domain-containing protein-like
Exons: 3
Coding region: 159-1100 (313 amino acids)
Source: RefSeq, a predicted model, not a curated record